Durusdinium trenchii is the source of this 1760-nucleotide messenger RNA. The record is from the annotation of a GenBank genome assembly. NCBI's taxonomy places the organism in Eukaryota, Dinophyceae, Suessiales, Symbiodiniaceae.
GGCGAUGCCAAGGUGGCGGAGGUGGGCACCUGGACUUUGAGCCGUUCGUUUUCUUCUCCGGUGGCCGCAGGGCAGGAGGUGGUGGUGGAAACUGACACCUUGAGCCUCAAAAGGGGGUGAGAGGGAGGGAGAUUUUACAAAAGUGGAAGGUCUACUGGCUGGGCUUUGGAAGAGUUCCAUUGUGACUCGUUGAAAGGACCAUCGAAAAGAAGUGCCAUGACGUAGCAGCAAACACCCCAGACAGCCCAGGUUUGGGACUAGUGGACUUCCAUUUGAGUUGUGAGAAGAGCUGGACAAUUGCUUGUCCGGACCUUGCCAGCCACGCCUUUUUGAAGGUUUGUGUUGGUUUCUUCCCUCCACUGGUGAAAAAUUCAUCCUGUACUACUGUACACGGGCCCAGCUGUGAGCUGCACCGAGGUCUCCCUUGCGGCAACUGUUCUGCUGGAGGCCUCCAGGAUGCCGCCCGGACAGCUGCAGCGCCUCAGUGGAAAGCCGCUCGAGAUCUCUGACCUCGCGUCCGCCCGGGAGGCGGCCAAAGGCCGAAUGGUCUCCGCUGCCCAAACAGCUCUUUCCGCUCAGAGAUCGGUCGAGUUCUUCAAGCGGACCCUGGCGGCCGCCCGGGGUGAAGCCUCGGCGGAGCAGCGGUCGUGCAGCAUUUGCCUGGAGGAGGAUUUGACGGAGGACCAGCUGUCCAUCACCGUGUGCGCGCAUGUCUUCCACACCGACUGCCUCAAUGAGGUGGUGAAACACUUUGGGACCUGCCCCGUGUGCCGCCAUGGCCUGACGGGGAAGAACAAGGUCACCUCGCUGGCAGCCGAGCUUGCGCCCGCGCUGCCGGCGGUGCGCAGCGAUAAAGGCCAGAAGCGCCGGCUCAGCAGUGACACCUCGGAGACUUCCAAGAAGGCAGGAAGCAAACUUGCCGCUUUAGCAGUGCACCUGCAGAGUAUCAGUGCUGGUGAGAAAGUGCUGGUCUUUUGUCAGUGGGAAGACUUGAAGAAGCACAUCUCAGACACCUUGCAGUCCAUGGGCGUUCCCCACUUCCAGCUCAUUGGGAACCUCUUCCAACGCGCUGAGAUCCUUCGGAGGUUCCAGGAGGAAAGCCACGAAUCGGCUGUGCGUGUGCUGUUGCUUUCACUGGAGCAUGCUGCAAGUGGAACAAACCUCACUGCUGCAAAUCAUGUCGUGUUCGUCCAUCCGAUGCACGCGGCCUCACCGGAGAAGGCCGUUGCAUACGAAGCCCAGGCCAUUGCGCGCUGCCGGCGCUACGGGCAAGAGAAGACAGUGCAUUGCUGGAGGUUGGUGGCCAGGGGCACCAUCGAGGAGACGAUUACGGCCACGCAUCAGAAGGACCUCUGGCAGGAUCAUGUGGCGCGCUCUGCCCCCACCUCUGGCGGGGCCUGAGUUGCGGAGGUCCCUUGCCGCUUGCUGACUGGGCGAUGGGUCAUCCCAUGACUGGGGUGGAAUGCCUGACCCUUUGGUGGCGAUUGGGGACCUCAAAGCAGGCAACAUUGAUUCACAUUGAGCCAAGGAUCGUUAACAUAGUAUGUGUGGUGCAGGUGUUUGGACAUGCUACACUUGCCGAAGCUCUAAGACUUAGAGCAUGUUGUUUCGAGGAAUGCUACCGCUGCGAUGAAUGUUGACUGGGAUGCCAUGCUGCCCGCCAGAACAUCACAGUCAAUGAUUGGAGUUCUUGCAAGAUUCCAGGCUAGGCUUGCCAGAGGCUCCCACCGACAGACAUUUGGAAUCUCAUGGGGGCACAG